Panicum hallii is the source of this 1834-nucleotide messenger RNA. Its product is annotated as dentin sialophosphoprotein-like. The transcript has 3 exons. The coding region runs from base 643 to 1647 and encodes 334 amino acids. The record is from RefSeq and is a predicted model, not a curated record. NCBI's taxonomy places the organism in Eukaryota, Viridiplantae, Streptophyta, Magnoliopsida, Poales, Poaceae.
CGUCACCCCAAGAGCCAAUCCGCAUCCGCACCUUGCCUCUCCCCCUCUUCCUCGCUCUGAUCCGGUUCCCAAAUCCUUCGCUUUCGUCGUCGUCUUCUCCGAGCCAAAUUGAUCGGAGCGGAGCGGAGCGGUGAUCCUGUCCAUGCGCGGAGCGUGGUAGCCUCGGAGGACCCUCUCGCCGUCGCCUUCCCCCUUCCUCGCCCGUUUCUGGUUGCCGGGAUCAGCCGAGUUGGAUCUCGAGGCAUAAAAGCGUUGCGGGCGUCCGGCGAGGUUACGAUGCCUGCGGUGCUCGCCGCGUUCGCCAGCCUCCGCGCGGCAGCAGCCAUCGUCUCCGGGAACUCGUCCUUCCCCUGCUCCCAUCGCCUCAAGCAUCGUUUUAGUAGUAAUUUUAGUAGUAGUAGUAGUAAUUGUCUUUGACCAUUGCCUUCCCCUCGUCGUCGAUCUGGUUGUGCUCGAUCCGAGGCUUGUUUGGCUGCGCGGGUUCCGUGCUCGACCUCGCGCGCUUCCCGGGUUGCGGGAGUUUGGUGUCUGGGUUCGAUCUGCAGGUUCGAAAGGGAAGCAAUUUGGGGUGUUGGCCGUGGUGGUCAGCAUUCCUACCAGAAAAGAGCAACUUCUCUUUGUAAUUUGGAAAUAAGCUUGUGGAUGGGUGAAGCUUUGGCAGAAUUCAGUGUUGAAGGUGUUAGCAGCAGCCCAUGUCUCUGCCGCAACACCUGUGAAAAGCCAGGUUGUGAACACAGCUAUGCUUGCUUGAAAGAUGAGCAAGAUGAUUUGGUGGUUGAGGAAAUUGGAAUGGCUCUUACUGAAGUGAUACAUGCCUAUGGUGAUGGUGACAAUGAUGAAGGACCAGAUUUGGAUGAGGAUUCUAGCGACGAUGAUGAUGAUGAUCUUGUUCUUUCUAUGGAAUCUGAUUCAACCGAUGAUUUAGUGGAUGUUGACUCUGAAUUGGUCAUAUCAUCAGCCUCUCCUAGUUGUGAUGCAUCGGACUCAUCAAUUAGCAAAUCAGUUGAUGAAAAGUCAUCAAUUCUUGGUGCUCCAAGGCUGGUUUCUGCAAUGAAGGGAACCCGUGCAAAGCAGGGAAUCAUGAGAAAGUUGAGCGUUUCAUGGGCCCCUGAUGUAUAUGAUCCUCCUGUUACUUCUGACUCGCAUACCGUGAGAGGGCACCAGAGGAGUUCAAGGAAGCGCCACUACAAAUACAAGCCCUCCAAGAGCAGCAGCAGCAGCAGCACCAGUGGCAGCAAAAAGGACAAGAAGCAUUCUCGCCACAGCAGCAGCAGCAGCAAAAAGGACAGGAAGCAUUCUUCCCGCAAUGCCAGUACUAGUGGCAGCAACAGAACUGAUACGAGUAGUUCUCAUUAUCGUAAGGCAUACAAUGGUGGGGGGAUCAGUAGCAGUUCUAACAAUGGUGGGGGGAUCAGUAGCAGCAGAACUGUGACAUGUGUUCCAGAAUAUUCUAAGGUACCUCCAUUGGUGCUAGCUGAAAGUGCCGCGCUGCCGGAGACAGUUCCUGUACUCAAGACUAUGGAGCCAAUCAAAUGUGCUACCAGCUGCGGCAAGGAGAAGCCAUUUGCAUUGCUGUCACGCCAGUUUUCCCCGGCAAGGUACAAGGGGAUGUUCUCCUUUUGGAGCCAAAACCAACUGGCUUCUUAAUCCUCAGUCGCUGCUAUGGGCUCACUUGGGAGUCUUCGUUGCUAAUCAUGUGGUACCAGUGAGGCUCGUUGUUUUACAUCUCUUUGUUAAACUGUUUAUUCGGCUUGUUUCUGAAACUCCAGAGAUAACGUUCUCGAAAAUUGUCGGGCAAAGUACCUGUAUGUUUGAGCUUCUGUUCUAUUCUUUA